AUGGCUUUCCUGGGCGACUGUGUAAUUGUGUUCGUCUCGCAGAUGGUGUUCUUUGCCGGUGGUUGGCUGUUUUUUAAUAAGCAGCUCUUUAAGCACUAUGAGAUACGUCACAUAUCCGUGCAGUUGAUCUUCUCGUCAACAUUCGCGCUGUCCGUGACAAUGUUUGAGCUGAUCAUAUUCGAAAUCAUUGGUGUACUGGAGUCAAGUUCACGUUAUUUCCAUUGGCGUCUGGGUCUGACACUGCUAUUAUUCAUGGUGACGGCAUUAAUACCCAUAUACAUUUGCUACUCGGUGUUACACAGCAUUUCCUUCUUUUCCGAUAGAUGGGUACGCAUUUUGACAACUCUAUGCUGGUUUGUCUUUCUGUACGGUCUCUGGCGCAUUGGUGAACCCUUUCCGCUGCUGAGUGCCUCACAUGGAAUCUUCACCAUCGAGCAGGGAGUGUCCCGCAUAAGUGUUAUUGGAGUGACAGCUAUGGCCAUACUCUCUGGCUUUGGUGCCGUCAACUAUCCCUACACCAGCAUGACCUAUUUUAUCAAGCCUGUUUCGCGUAAUGACAUCAUCUGCUUUGAGCGUCGUCUGGCGCUGACUGUGGACAUGUUAACAGCAAAAAAACGUCGCAUUUCCAUGGCCGUCUAUAAUCACAAUAAACAGCAUCCCACGAAGCCAAGAAUUUGGGAAAUGCUGACCUCGGCUGUACAACGCACAACUAGCAAUGGAGAGGACAUCAAUCAACUCAAGCUGGAGGUUUAUGGCCUAGAAGAGCUGCAACGCUCGGUGUUCCUUGAACUUAGCUCCCUAAAAAAUAUGGAGGAGCGACAACGCUGGUCGCAAACGCUGCAGGGCAAAUACUUUAAUGUUCUUGGGCAUUUCUUUAGUGUUUAUUGCGUGUAUAAGAUAUUUAUGUGUUGCAUUAACAUAAUAUUUGAUCGGGUUGGCCGCAAGGAUCCAGUGACGCGUGGGCUAGAAAUUGCAGUACACUGGUGUGGGUUUGAUAUAGAUUUGGCCUUUUGGAAUCAGCAUAUUUCCUUCUUGCUGGUCGGCUGCAUUGUGGUCACUUCUAUACGUGGUCUGCUGUUGACCCUCACAAAGUUCUUCUAUCGGAUAUCAUCUAGCAAGUCGAGCAACAUAAUUGUCCUGAUAUUGGGACAAAUUAUGGGCAUGUAUUUCUGCUCAUCGGUGCUUCUGAUGCGCAUGAAUAUGCCAGCCGAGUAUCGAGUAAUCAUCACGGAAGUGCUUGGUAAUUUGCAUUUCAACUUCUAUCAUCGUUGGUUCGAUGUCAUAUUCCUGGUUAGCGCCCUUACUACCAUUAUAGUAUUGUAUUUGUCUCGCAAGCCAGUUCGUGUAGAUGAUACCGAUUUACACUAAUUUGAGAAUGAGAGAGAUCAUGACAGGGUACGAUAAGCUAGACACUAUUGAUUUAGAAUCAAUUAAAUAGCAUAAUAAAAUUCAAGCUUUAAGUUAUAAAGUUAAAUAUUAUAUAUUAACGCAAGUGUGUUUCUGAAUAAGUAUCUUAUGUUUUACAUAGCACAAAAAUGAAUGGUAUGAUUACUUAAGUAAAUCGUAGUAACAAAUUGUUCAUCAA
Messenger RNA from Drosophila innubila, 1585 nucleotides. It is a transcript of the gene GPHR, whose product is annotated as Golgi pH regulator. The transcript is spliced from 7 exons. The record is from RefSeq and is a predicted model, not a curated record. Lineage: Eukaryota; Metazoa; Arthropoda; Insecta; Diptera; Drosophilidae. The coding region runs from base 1 to 1368 and encodes 455 amino acids. Gene Ontology annotation, cellular component: Golgi cisterna membrane. Gene Ontology annotation, molecular function: voltage-gated monoatomic anion channel activity. Gene Ontology annotation, biological process: intracellular pH reduction.